GUUAAGUAGAUUUAGAUCUACAUAGACCUAGAUGGCUAGAAUGCUGAUUACGGAGCAUAGAUCUAUUCUAUAGCUAUACAGAUCUAGAAUUAAUAUGUGUGAUCAGUCUUUUCACAUCUGCCCUCUUCAUUCGGAAAUUUAGAACGCCAAAGAAAUAGAUCUCUUUCUAGAUCUAUGUCUCUCUAUUGGUUUACUUAGAAUAUUAGAUAUAGAGAAUCUAGGUCAAUAUUUCACAGUACUAGAAUAGCAAUCAGUGACGUGUUUAGAUAGUCAUCACUUAUUCAUUCAAUAGCAGAUGUCACAUAAUUUCCAUAUUAAUAGUCUGAUAGAUCUAUUAAUUCUAUUCUUAGUGUAGCUAGAUCUAGAAUCUAGAUACUAUAGUAAAGUUAUAUAGUAUUUCUAGAAACUAGUGUUUCGUAGGCCAAGCACAACCACAAAUCCACAGCUGAUUUGGUUUUGAUUUUGGAAUAUUUUAGUUUCUUGAACAUUGUGCAAAUCUAGACUAGGCUAAAGGAAGGCUUAUUCAUAUUUUAUUUGAAACUUAAGUAUUACAGUAUUCUGAUUAUUUAACCUGUAGAGUAAAACUACCAGUAAAUACAGAAUGUUUGCUUGCAAUUUGUUGAUGAUAUUAUUUACACUUUGGUGUGCAGUUUUACCUGGUAAUUCAUUGCAAUAUGAUCCUUCAAGAACAUAUACAUAUAGCUAUCAGACGGACUUAUUAUUGAAUGAUGCCAACAGCAAGAGGCUUACAUCUGCACAGAAAGAUGUUGGAGUUAACUUUACCAUUAGAUUUGAACUGUCAACUAUUUAUAAAGAUGAAAGUGUACAACUAUUUAAACUCCAUAUUACCAAAGCUGAAGUAUUUAGCUUACGUCAACCCAACACAAAAAAGGGACUGGAGUCAUCUAUUUAUAACCCAACAUAUUUCCAGAUCAGUGGGGAUCUUGUGGAGAAAAUUUAUUUUACAGAAAAUUCUAUCUUUAGUCGCAAUAUCAAAAAGGGAAUAAUCAAUUUAUUUCAAGUGCAAGAAAAAGAAGGAGAAAGAACUGAGGUAGAAGUGGGUGGUGAGUGCUUAGUGAAAUACUCUGUUCCUGAGCCAAAUGUCAUUGAACGCAAUAAACUAGAAUGUCAAAAUUUGGAGAUAGCCAACCAGUUUUCUAAUUCAAACAAAGCUCUUGGUAUCUCUGUCUACUCCAAGGCGACUAGUGUGUAUAAAUUACAAGAUUCUGUAAUCGAAAAUGUCUCCAGCACACAGCGUGUCAUCACCUACCUUAAUAUUAGAUCUGCUCUGAAUGGUGCUGCUUUAUCACUACAAAAUCUACAACUUGAGUCAGUCAGUAAUGGGAAAGAAGAACCUGCCUUCACAUUGGAAGAAGCUUUGUCGAAACUACAAGCAGGGACAAUGCUAAGUAUGGCUUUACUUCCAAGUGAAGAGGAAAUCCAGCAUUGCCAGGAAGAUUGUCAAAAUCCUGAGCAUCUGGCCCAGAGAUUGGAAGAAGAUCUGAAAGGAGAAAAUGUGGCAACUCUCAAAUCAGCUAAAGCUUUCAUUCAAAUGUUGAAAGGUUUUAGAAGCUCAAGUAAAGGCACGCUAACUAAAAUAAUGACAACUUCAGACAGCUACAUUGUUCCUCAGCUUAUUGACAUAGCCACAGCUGCCCAGACGGAUGCUGCUAAAGAAGCCUUGCUGGAACUGAUCAACUUUGAAGAUGCUGACAGUGUGGAUUACCCACAAAGAUUUCUGCUGGCAGCAGCUUACUCCUCACAUCCUUCUGUCACUUUUCUAGAAGAUCUGUUGUCUAUUCUGAAGAAACCAAUUCCUAAUGAAUCACUCCGUGAGUCAUUAUUGUUGUCACUUGGAGCUGUAGUGCAUACUUUUUGUCAAGUCAAAAAUCAGUCUAGUCAUCCGGUUGUUAAUGAGUUCAAAUCCCUGGUGACCUCUGAACUUUCUGCCUGUAAAGAAGAAAGGUGCCAGUUGAUGUACCUAAAUGCACUUGGCAACGCAGGCUUAAGUAGCACAGUGGAAAUAAUAUUGCCCUAUGUCGAGUCACCUAAAAGCUCUAUGCUUGCCGCAACAGCAAUGUCUGCUUUUAGACGCAUUCAUAAAAAAUACAUUACUAGCAAGGUGAAAGCAGCUUUGUUAAGAAUCUUUCACCAGAACAAUGAUGCCUAUGAUACUAGUGUGAGGAUAGCUGCCCUUGAGCUCAUUGUAGACAACGAACCAACCAAACAAGAAGUUAGAAAUAUCCUAUUGUCAUGUGGUGACCAAUCAGAACCAGAAUUUUCUACCUAUGUUCUAAAGAUGAUAUUAGACAUUGCAUCAGUCAACCCUGAGCUCAAGACUAAACUGGAAGACAUUCUUAAAGACUCAAGAAUAAAAAAUUACAAUAUUUGGUCUCAAUCUGGCAAAUCCAGUGUUAUCACAAGUUAUCUGGCAAGGUUGAAAGACUUGGACGCUACUUACAACUUGUACUUUGAAAACUCAAAGUCUGGAGUGAUGAAAAGAAGUGGUAUGGUGGUCAGUCUGUUAGGCAAGACAAUCAAACAGCCAUUCAUGAAGUUUGGAAUCUAUGCUGAUGGCCUUGAGUCACUUAUGGGGCAAGAAUCUGAUACCACCACAGAAAGUGAGAAGACUGAUGAGGACGCCUCAGUUGAGGCUGUUGCUGGAAUGUCCUUCACCUUUAUGGAUGUUCUACUGACACAGGUGGAGUUUUUCAGGGGGAUGUCUGGCCUUAUGUCUGCUGCAUGGAAUGCUCCAUCAGAACUGACCUCAGCUCUACAGGCCAAUGUCCUCCUCCAAGAUCAUUCACAAAGAAUUCAUCUUUCUAAUGGCCUUGUGCUGGACACUGAAGUGAAAGGUGUUCUGUCAUUUGAUUUAUCAGGAUUUGUGAGCAUUAGUUUGUGGAAUAGAAAUUGUGAUGCUCUUAUAAGGAACAGUGGUGCCAUGUACAUAGAAGGCUCAAUGAAAGCUGAUUCCAGUGUUUUUAAUCUUGACCUGAUGUUCAGUGGUGAAGGCCAGACCAACAUAGACUACACAUCCAAAGCAGAUUUCUAUGAGAUGCCUCUCAAACUAUGCAUGCAGAUGUUGAGGCCAGAAUUUGAAUUUGUGCACAAGACACAAAAGACAUCUAGUCUUUCAAAAGGUAGAAAAUACAAGUCAAGUAUAAAUCGUAAAUCGGUCAUCCUAGCUGAAUCCUAUUUGUUGAAUAAAGCCAACUCAGAUGAAUGUCGAGUCAUGUUGAGCCAAGAUUGAAAAAGAAAUUAAUUGUUUGGAAAAAAAACCAUUUUGGAUGGAGUAAAGGAUUUCAACAACAUAACAUUCCUUUGUGAGUAUGUCAUAUACAGAUUUAUGAAUUUGUGUGCCAGUUUUCAUUGAAUUAAAUUCAUUGAGAUCUAAUAACUAUGAAUCAAAGAAUCAGCAACCAUAUUAAUCCAGCAAUCAUUAGGUUAAGUUCUAAUGACUGCAAUUCAAAGAACUGGAACUGGGAAAGAAUCAACAAAUCAGCAAGUUAAUGAACUAGAAAUCAUUGAAUCAAGUACUAAAGUUUCAAAUAACUGAGUAAGGAAAGAAUUUGAAAAGUCAUCUAGCUAAAAAUGAAUCCAGAAAUUAAUUAUGAAUUAUUAUAUGAGAGCUAAUGAAUCAAAGGGAUAUUAAAUUAGUGAUUUUAAUUCUUGCCAAUCAAAGAAAUCCAUAUAUUUUUAUAGUAAAUUUUUUUUUAAGCAUUUUUUAAUUUAAUUUUUUUUUUGGUUAAAUUCAUACUUAUUAAGGUAUUGAAUUAUUUCUAUUUACAUUCACUUCCAUGACAGUAAAUUUAAAAAGUUAGAUGAAAACUUGUGACUCUGUACAUAACUCUAUUCUAGCACUUGUUAGCUGCCCUCUACUGAUGUCUAGGUAGAAGUAUAUUAUUGUGGAAAUAAAAUCAGAUGUUAUUGAUUUUGGACCUGAAAUACCUUACUAAUAAUUUAUGUAUUGUGAAAACAUGUUUUAUUAACAUAUUUUUAAAAAGAAAGAGCAACUAGAUACCCUGUUAAAUUCAUUGUUUUAAAGAAACUAUUGUAACAGCAUUGUCUGAUGUAAAAUUGAACUUAUCUUUUUUUUUAAGGUAAUGAAUCGUCCAUUAUAAAUUUCUUUUAAACAUUUCAUAGCCAAUGAGAUAUUUGAUGUUGACAAUCAUGAACAUAUGCAAAUGAAUCAAUUCAUAUCAAGUAUAAAAAUGAUUUAUUGUAACUGUAUUAAUUCAUUUGUGGAUGCAUUUUGAAUUAUCCAAAUGUUUUUAUUCUUUUUUUGAAUGAUAUUCUUUAGGUUCCAGCAUAUUUUUCAAGAUAAUGAUAUUAUAUAGGUUUAAGUGCUUUUUAAAAAAAUCAUGAUAUUCAAUAGCUUUUUUUUUUUAUUUUAAUUUUAAAUAGAAGUACAAUCAAAUAUGAUUGUUUCUUGAAGGCCAUACCAAGUAUGAGUUGAUUGAUUUUGUAUGCUAAUUAGAUUAAGUUCAAAUGUUUUUUUACAAUUGUACAUAAAUAUAUACACAUAUCUAGUUGCACAUUUUUAACAGAAUUUUUUUUUUCAGCAUUAAUUCAUUGCUUCUCAUUGUUUCAUUUUUUAGUUUGCCUUGUGGCUGCAUGCACAAUAGUUUGUUUUGUUGCAUUGUAAUUUUUGUUUCAGCCAACUUUUCAUAAAUUAUUGCUCAACUUAAGUAUUACAUCUUGCUUUCCUUAUGUUGUUCUCCGUAUCAAUGUUUUUUUUAAAUUUGACUCUUGCUGCACUGUUUGAUAUACUGUAUGCAAACCUGUCAAUAACAACUAUUUUUUUACAAAGCUUAUAUCAGCUCACUCUGUCUCUCUGUCUGGUAAAUAGUUUGUACACACACCCAUUCUUGGAUCAAGUUAAAACUUUGCACACUUAUUCAUUGGCGUAGGCAAUACAUCAAUCAAUGCAAAAAAUUACCCAAUUAGUCAAUUAAUUACUGGUAUUUUUUUUUAUACCAACAAGGGAAAUUAAUCCUUCAGUAUUUAAAGAUAUGGCUAAAUAUUUAUUUUAAUUAUUUAUUUACUGUUAAGACCUUGUUCAGUUCAGUGAUAUGCAAUAUGCAGAUUUGUAAUUUAAAAUUGCAACAUUAAGGUUUUUACUAUAAGUCACAUACAGACCUAUAUAUAUUAUAUUUAGACUGGACAUGGAGAUCUUUUAACACUACUAAAAAUGUCGUGAAUUUUUUUUUUUAAACUGAAACAAGGCGUUGUUUUGUUAAGAAGACACAGGAAGUAAAAUUGUUGAUUUUUCAACCCUAACUAAAGUAACAUAUAAUUUUAUGUUUAAAUCUAGAUUUAGUAAUCAAACAUCGAGAAUAAAAGCACACUCGUUUCAUAAUUAUUAUUUUGUGAUUUGCGUGAAUAUAUAGUUCUGUGAUUAAUAGCCCAUUCUCAAGAAAAUCCAAGAAAUGAUUUUUCAUUAUUUCUAAACUUUGAAACUAAAGAUCAUUAAUUUUCUUAGACAGAAAAGAUUGAUUUUCCUAGAUUUGGGGGCGACUUCCAUUAGAGCUUGAAAAAGAGUUACAUACAUGAAUAUAUAUAUAUAUAUAUAUAUAUAUAUAUAUAUAUAUAUAGGUCUGUGAAUUAAUUAAUUGCGGAUAAGAAUUUGUUUCCAUUUUCCAGUCUAGAUUUAGUAUAUAGAUAGGUCUGUGAUGUCACAUUUAUAUGAUACAUGUAAAAUCUAUGGGAUUCGUAGUUUUUAAUAAUCUAAAAAUAAAAAAAAAAGGAUAAAAAUCAGCUGUAAUAUUGAACAAAUAUUGUUUAUUGGCAACAUGGCCAGAUAUUUUCAACAUUUGUCAAGGUUACACAAUAAGCAGCAAAAAUAAUUUUGGCAUGCAAACACAAAAGCUGUUGUUUUUUUUUUAUCUUGAAACGAAAUUUUUGUUUUUUCUUUGCAUAAAAAGCCAAAGAAUCACUAUUGUUAUGUUAAAACAAUAUAACAUACAAUUUCAUUAAUGAUUUUUAUAAAAAUCAGUGCCGUAAAUGGCAAACAAUUUGUUAAAACCUUGUGAUACAAUGAAAUGUGUAAUCUUAAAUAUUACAAAGUUUGAGAGAAUCAAAGGUAUGAUAAUGUUACUAUAAAUAAGAUUCUUGUUUGGGAAAGAGAGAAUCUAAGAGAUACAUGGGACUGAAUGCAUGCAGAUGAUACAAGUAGAUCAUGGAAUGCUAGCUAGUGUGAAAAUGUGGAACAGAAGUCUCAAUUUUAAUAUUUAAACAAAUUGAAGGUGAAAUAGAUGACUUUUUUUAAAGGGCAAAAUAAUAAUGCAAUUUUAAUAACAGGGUGACAUGAAAAAUAAAUAUUUUGUUAAGUGUAGAAAUA
Biomphalaria glabrata is the source of this 6340-nucleotide messenger RNA. RefSeq names its product microsomal triglyceride transfer protein large subunit-like. The transcript is spliced from 20 exons. Gene Ontology annotation, molecular function: lipid binding. The record is from RefSeq and is a predicted model, not a curated record. Gene Ontology annotation, cellular component: basolateral plasma membrane; endoplasmic reticulum; Golgi apparatus. Lineage: Eukaryota; Metazoa; Mollusca; Gastropoda; Planorbidae. Gene Ontology annotation, biological process: lipoprotein metabolic process; lipid transport. The coding region runs from base 602 to 3250 and encodes 882 amino acids.